Molecule: messenger RNA, 859 nt
Organism: Lolium perenne
Lineage: Eukaryota; Viridiplantae; Streptophyta; Magnoliopsida; Poales; Poaceae
Product: glycine-rich RNA-binding protein GRP1A
Molecular function (GO): RNA binding
Source: RefSeq, a predicted model, not a curated record
AUCGGGUAGAGAUCACUUAACAUCUAGCAGCAGUAGCAAUAUUUACUGAUCAACACUGGUGAAGCUUGUGAAAUUGAAGACAAACUGGUAGCUCAGCCAUCCACACCUGCCCCGGCGAGCAGCUACCCCUAUAAAUGCCCGACCCCGGCAAGAGCGAGGUCGACUCCUCGAUGGUUCUUGUGCCCAACUACACCCCAGCUGCCUGAUCGAUGCGAUUAUAAAUCCCGGCCCAGGCGAGAGGCAAGACAGCAGCUAGCGAUCAAGUACGGGGCUGUGGUGGUUGAGAGAAGGAGCUAGCUAGGUAGCUACUGUUGAUCCUCGGCAAGAGCAAGAGAUCGAGGAGGAAGAUGGCGGACGGAGGUGGUGCAGAGACGGCGAAUCAGGUCUUCGUGACUAACCUGCCCGGGACCAUCGUCGACGACCGCCGUCUGGAGGAGCUCUUCAGCCAUUGUGGCGAGGUCCUCGAAGCCAAGGUCAUCAAAGACCGUGAGACCGGGUUGUCGCGCGGGUUCGGGAUCGUCACCUUCGUCGACAGGGAAGCGGUGGAACAUGCGGUCCGCUGCAUGCACGAGAAGCCGCAGGACGGCCACCAUAUCUUGGUCUGCAAGCACGUCAUGCCCCGCCGGUGAUCGUAUGUCCGUGGUGACCCUAAUUAAGCUUCGUCGUCGUCGGUGCCGUCUGGUUCGUCGUGUGUUUUUAUAUAUCGGGAGGGAGCGCCAUUGUUUGAAUAACAAGAUGGAUCGAUCUGUAUGCCGUUGUUGAUGGAUUGGAUCGGGACUUCUAACUCGAUCAGUGUAAUUAUCGUACGUACCUAUUUAUCAGUGCUGCGAAAAAAAAUAAAAGGAGAAGAUCAAAUGCA